Messenger RNA from Cyphomyrmex costatus, 1086 nucleotides. RefSeq lists its product as uncharacterized. NCBI's taxonomy places the organism in Eukaryota, Metazoa, Arthropoda, Insecta, Hymenoptera, Formicidae. The transcript is spliced from 3 exons. The record is from RefSeq and is a predicted model, not a curated record. The coding region runs from base 1 to 1086 and encodes 361 amino acids.
AUGUCAGUGGAGCAAUUUAACUAUCUCCUCAGUAUGGUAGAGCCAUAUUUGCAAAAAUUUUCAAAAAGGACUCCACAUCCACCGGGUUUGCGCUUAGCUUUGACAUUAUCGUUUCUUGCUCAUGGAGACAGUGUGAGUACAAUAGCAAGAGGAUUUAGAAUUGGCAAAUCUACAGCGUACAAAAUAAUUAUCGAAACUUGUAAUGUUAUUUGGACUGUACUUCAACCAAUUUAUCUUACUAAACCAACAGCAGAAUCAUGGAAGCACAUUGCUAAAAAUUUUUAUCAGAUUUGGAACUUUCCAAAUUGCAUUGGAGCAGUAGACGGCAAACAUAUUCAGAUCCAACGUCCUCCUAGAACAGAAAGUUUAUACUUUAAUUAUAAACAAUUUUUCAGCAUAGUGCUGAUGGCCGCUGCUGAUGCUGAGUACAAAUUUACAUGGGUUGAUAUAGGAGAUUAUGGUUCUAUGAGUGAUGGAGGUGUGUGGGCUGAAUCUGCAUUUGGUUCUGCUCUGGAAAAGGACUCUGUUGAUCUGCCACUACCAUGUUUACUCCCCAACUCUGAAAUAACAUAUCCUCAUUUUUUUGUGGGGGACGAAGCUUUCCCGCUAAAAAAAUAUAUGAUGCGACCAUACUCAAAAAAAGAUUUAGGUAAUCCUGAACGAAUUUUUAAUUAUAGACUCAGUAGGGCACGCAGAGUAAUUGAAAAUGCCUUUGGCAUACUUACUACUAAGUGGAGAAUACUGCGACGGUUUCUAUGCUGUUCUGCUGAAAAUGCUGAAAUAAUAGUGAAGGCUUUAAUAUGCCUCCAUAAUUUCCUCCUUACUAAGGAAGGUGAUAUUGGUAGACGUUAUUGCCCCAAUGGUUUGAUAGAUUAUGAAGUUAAUGGUAUUGUCCAUCCUGGUGCUUGGAGAACUGAAAAUACUUCACAGAAUGUACAUGAAUUACGUAGAACUGGUUCUAAUAAUGCUGGAAGAGCAAUAAUUAAUUUGAGGAACGUACUUCGAGAUUAUGUGAAUAGUAAGGAAGGUGAAGUUGAGUGGCAAUGGAACCGUGUUUUUCGUAAUAUAAACGUAAAUCUAAAUUGA